Messenger RNA from Diabrotica virgifera virgifera (western corn rootworm), 588 nucleotides. RefSeq names its product insulin-like growth factor 2 mRNA-binding protein 3-A. Gene Ontology annotation, molecular function: mRNA binding. Gene Ontology annotation, cellular component: cytosol. The record is from RefSeq and is a predicted model, not a curated record. The transcript has a single exon. Bases 161 to 505 code for a protein of 114 amino acids. Lineage: Eukaryota; Metazoa; Arthropoda; Insecta; Coleoptera; Chrysomelidae.
AAAAUAGUUUAGUAAAUUAGAAUAAUGUCAAAACUGUCAAAUUAAUUUGCAAAAUAAGUAUAUUAUAUCUCACGUUGUCCUUUUAAUCAAUCGUAGUAUUUUUUGUGUACCAUUACAUUUUCUAUUUUUAUUCAUAAGUUGUGAAUUGAGCAAUAUCCUAAUGGCAGCAAUAGCAAAAAUACCUCCAAUCACCAUGAGCAAGCUGUACGUUGGAAACUUACCAAACGAGAUCAACGAAAACAAGCUAAAGCAACUUUUUGCAGAACAGAAUCUCUCCUGUACAAGUAUUCUUAUAAAAAGAGGUGGGUAUGCGUUUAUCGAUUGUCCAGAUCAGUCAUCUGCAGAUAGAGCUAUUGACAAACUAAAUGGAUUUAACUAUAAUGGGUCGGCUUUAGUAGUGGAACCGUCAGUUGCAUCUGGUAAGAAGAAGGCCCAUCCUUCGUUUUAUGACACUUCUUCGAUUAGUAUUAACACUUGGAUGAGAGCUAGCGCCUCUGAUCGUUAGAAGUUUAAAAGAAAUAAUAGAGCGAGCGAGAUAUAUUAUUGGAGUGUAUUGUAUCAAUGUGAAUAAAUAUUCCUAGCCCUAAA